Molecule: messenger RNA, 969 nt
Organism: Chiloscyllium plagiosum (whitespotted bambooshark)
Lineage: Eukaryota; Metazoa; Chordata; Chondrichthyes; Orectolobiformes; Hemiscylliidae
Source: RefSeq, a predicted model, not a curated record
AGUUUAAAUUAGAGUGGUGCUGGAAAAGCACAGCAGCCUAUCUUCAAGUGAGAAUGCAGUCUUCAAAUCCAUGGGAGCCAACAGUUGAAAACCCAGCAGCCCGUUUCCUUGAGAGGUGUAUUGGAAAGGGAUUACUGACACAGGACACUUUGGAUUUAAACAAGGUGGAGUUUGGAAACACAGUGCCAUUUGUUGAACGCUUCAGACUAAUAGAUGAAAUUUCACACACCAGGGCAGAACUUGAACAGAAAUCUCUAGAGUUGAAGCUGCUUAAAUUGCAGAAUGACACCGCAGAUAUUGCCCACCCAGUGUGUUUGGCUGAGAAGUACAGUCAGCUUCAGUCGAUGAACAGCCACUUGGAGGCGAUCUUGCAGGAGACAGUGUUGCUGAAGCUGCGGUUAGUGCAGCCUAUUUGCCAUCAGUGUCUACCUGUUGAAGCCAAUUGUCACAGGUAUGUCUCUGAAAUCUUGCCCAUGAUGGUUAAUUUCAUUGAGAAACUGGACUCCAAUCUGGAGCUGAUAAAUACCAUUCCUCAGGUGACCAAGAAAGUAAAGAUAAUAGAAAAUCUUGUUGCCAAAAUGGUAUCCGACAUACUGGAGCUGAAGGAACUGUUGGAGUUGAUCAUGAGAUGGAGAGAGCAGCAGAAGACUGGUCUUGAACAUCUGGGAAGGUUUGUGGAAUUUUCAGAACAUUUCUGGGAGAAGGGUGACCUCAAGUGGAAUGGUUGAUGACCUCUGACUUAUAACAUUACUAUGGCACUUCAAGCAAGUUCUUUUAAAGCACCUAUUUAGGAGCAGAAAUUCAUUUUUUUUUAAAACUCCAAACUUAAAGAUGGCAGGUUUUGCUUCCCAAAAUGUCAUUAAGUAAACUAUUUAGGUUCUCAAAAUGACAGAUUCGUGGUCACUUUUACCAGUGUGAACAUUUUAUUCCCCCGUUGCAUAAACUGGAUCGGAUUUGUGAAUUUGUAUG